This is a messenger RNA of Trichomonas vaginalis G3, 606 nucleotides long. RefSeq lists its product as uncharacterized. The transcript has a single exon. The record is from RefSeq and is a predicted model, not a curated record. NCBI's taxonomy places the organism in Eukaryota, Parabasalia, Trichomonadida, Trichomonadidae. The coding region runs from base 1 to 606 and encodes 201 amino acids.
AUGAAUGAUAAUCAAAUUAGAGCAGAAGGUAGAAGGUUAUUUAAACGCUUCUAUAACAUUCCUGAUGGUGUUAAUCCUAAAACUCGUAGAAGCUAUUUAAAUGAAGCAAUAGAUGCAUAUGAAGGGUUUGACAUUUCAUCAGAAAGUGAGAGAUUAGCGAGAAUGUUAAAUGUUAAUAUUGAUUUCUAUUAUUGUGAUCCUCAACCAGAAGACGUGGACAUAAAUAAGGUAGACUUUCCAUUAGUGGAAUCAAUAAUGAUAGAUCCAGAAUUUGAAACAGUAAAUAUUUUAUUAACACAGAGUCCAUGUGGAAAACUUCACGCUGACAGAAUAACAGACGUAGAAGCACUCACCGGCUAUAAAGUUUGUCCAUAUUGUAAAGAAGAAGUUUAUUCUAUCCGUGAUGAUCCAGAAAGGAAAAACCAAAGAAGAUUUUUAAAGCAUUGUGAGAAAUGUAAAGAAAAUAAUGGAAGAUUAAUUCAAGACGUUCAAUUGCAAAAGACCCAGCAACCAUAUGCACCACAUAUUACGAAACAGAAGAUAUAUCAGUGGUUAUUAGCUCACAAUUUGCAGAAAUAUUAUAAACCGACAAGAUAUAGAGACUAA